Messenger RNA from Sitodiplosis mosellana (orange wheat blossom midge), 3889 nucleotides. RefSeq names its product zwei Ig domain protein zig-8-like. The transcript is spliced from 9 exons. Lineage: Eukaryota; Metazoa; Arthropoda; Insecta; Diptera; Cecidomyiidae. Gene Ontology annotation, biological process: synapse organization. Gene Ontology annotation, cellular component: neuron projection membrane. Bases 1979 to 3031 code for a protein of 350 amino acids. The record is from RefSeq and is a predicted model, not a curated record.
CAGUCGUGAAUGUGACAGCGUACCAUUCACAUCAAAUCCACCGUUGCUGUGCUUUCGCUCUCUUUUUCGAGUUGAGCUCAAUUAAACCGAUAUUCUGUGUGUACUUGUAAGUGUCGACACGAAGUUUGAAGCAGAUGAAAUAAAACAGCAAGAGCAAAGAGAAUCUAUUCAAAAUCGAUUUAGUGCGGUGAAAUUUAUUCAAGCGAUUUUCUUCAACGAAUCGAAUGUCAUUCACUGAGUGGCGUCAAUAAAAACAGAAGCAAAACCCAGGGAAUAAAAAAGAAGUCGAUUGACCAUAAAAACUGUCCAAGAAGGCGGAACAUAACAUAAAAAGUGAAGAUUCAUCUUGCCUCCGUAAAAAGUGUUAUAAGUAAUAAUAAACUAAGUGAACAAAAAGCUCUCACUGGACUUAUAAAAAUAAUGACAGUGUCGAGUGUUGAGUACGAUUGUUGUUGGUUGUUUCAGCAAAACCACUACUUUUCGCUCUGCUAACAUUGUCAUAAAAUUAGGUACGCAGCGCACAUAAAAAGCGCUGAUAUAUAGACCGAAGGCAGAGUUUGCACCGUGAAGAGUGUGUGCGCGCGAGUGUGUGGGAGCAGGAAAGAAAGGAAAAAAAAACAUGAACUUGGACACAUGUCGUGGUGGUGACCAAUUGCUUUUACAACGAUUGUACGGCGAAUGUUUGCAUUGAACGUGUCGCGGCAAUCAUUAAACAAUAUUGUUUCCGUGCUACGAUAAAAUACCAAUAGCCAACGCAAAAAAGAAUCGGGGAAAAAAGCACACGAACCAAACCAAACCGAACCGACACUGAAAUUGAAUUGUGUUGUGUUUGAACUCGUAACGCGGCGCUUGUAACGUUAACAUAACGCACGUUCAGUAGACAAAUAUUUCCCAUUGCAUGGCAUAGUGCGCCAAUUACGGAUUGCCCGUGUGCUCACGUGUGUGUUUGCCUCUCACCAACUCGCAGUGGUUCUAGCCAUUGUUAGAUGUGAUACCAAUCUUUACGCAGCAAAAACAAUUUGCAAUCGGUGUGAGUCUGUUAUUUUAUGUUGUUGUUGUUGUUGAUGGUGAAAACUCCUGGUUGUUUUGUUGCCGGUCAUUCGUUACGGUCAUCAAUUUAUUUGCACCUGAAUACACCAGAAAAUAUAUUUAACGUGCGGCAACAACGACGACGACAACGACGACAACACACUGCGAUUGCAAUGAUAGAAAACAAUAAUUGGUGGUGAAUGUUCGGUCGUGUACUUCGUUUAUCAAAGUUUAUACGUGUCGAAAAUAACGUUGUUGGCCAAUUAAAGCACUGUGUGCUGUUUUGUGACUUCUUCCGUACACAAAGUUCUAUCGACAAUCGAACAGAAGGAAAAAAAAUCCGAGAGUGAAAGAAAGAUAGGAUAGAAAGGGGGAGAAAGGAAGGGAAAGAAACAACUGCAUCGAAUUAUAUCUCAAUUGAAUUUCGUACAAGCACAUCUAAUUACAUGGCCAAACUAGCAAAAAAUAUGAAAUACAAACAUAACAACAACGAAACGGUGCGGCAAAUAACUGUGCGAAACUAUGAUGUGUGAGUGUGUGCGAAGAACAACAACGUCAUCGACAAUAAUAAAAAUAAUUGCAAGCGACAGCAUCAGUGAUAAUCAUAUGAGACAUAGACAAUUUGUGCAAAAUCACAACGAUCCAUUUAGUGUGAACGAAUUGAAUUGGCGGAAAAAAUUGUCAUCGUCAAAUUACCAGCAUCAUCAUCACCAUCACCACGAUAAGAAUCAGGCAUUGUUGAGGCCACACACUCGUUGUCGUCGUUAUCAUAGCACCGUCGCAAAUAGUCGACAUCGCUGUCGUCAUCAUCGUUGUCUUCGUCGCUGUACCAACACACCCACUAAUUGGAUAAAUAUCCAUCGGGUCAAAGCGAUACGUGCUAAUCGGCGCUCGCAGCCGAUUCAUACAACACAAUAUUCUGAUAGUGAGCACACUCGCACGAAUCUUGAUGUACAUUUCGAAUGGAAUAGCCGUAUUUAUUUUAGUAUUUCACCUAAAAUUUAUUCAAGAUAUGACCAAAGCAUCAGCUAACGGUACUAACAUUCCCGAGCAUAUUAUGUCGCUGCACCCGUAUUUUGGCUUUGACGUACAGCGCAAUGUCACCGCUCGUGUGGGGUCCACAGCGUUUUUGCAAUGCAAAGUUGAACAACUGGGCGACAAAUCGGUGUCCUGGAUUCGCAAAAGGGAUCUUCACAUAUUAACAGCCGGCGUGCUAACAUACACAUCGGACGAACGAUUUCAGGUAAUUCGAGCAGAUCGUUCUGAUCGAUGGACGCUACAAAUAAAGUUUCCGCAAUUGCGCGAUAGUGGCAUAUACGAAUGUCAAGUGAACACCGAACCGAAAAUGUCGAUGGCGUUUCGGCUAAAUGUUGUGGAAGCGAAAGCAGUGAUACCAGGCCCAUCGGAUAUUUAUGUUAAACAGGGUAGCGAAGUUGUACUGACAUGCGUUGUUAGCCAAGGACCACAUGAAUUGGGUCAAAUAUUCUGGUUACGCGGCAAACAAAUGAUCGACCCAAAAACCAGAUAUCAUUUAAAUGACAUUUUCGAAUAUCCGGAUCGCAUAACCAUUUCGACGGAAUCGGGCGAUGUUCUGCAAUCAAGAUUAACAAUAUCCACAGCAAGACUAUCUGAUUCAGGUAAUUACUCUUGCAUGCCAACGAAUGCAGAAGGUACCAGUGCAAUCGUCCACGUUAUAAAUGGUGAAUUUCCGGCUGCCAUGCAAAGAGGCUGCGCCAGCAACAACAUCAAUCUAUCUAUUUUAUUGUACAUUUUAUCACUAUCACUUUUGAUUCAAUAUUUGAACCGGAUACUGAGUACAUUCAUAGUGUUACAUGUGAUUUCAUCGCAUCGAAACCCCAUCAUCCAUGACACACCAUACCAAUUCCAGUUAGGUUUUACGCGUUUGCCAGCUUUAUUGGAUGCAUCAUCAUCAUCAUCAUCAGCAGCAGCAGCAGCAGCAGCAGCACCAACAGCGAAAAGCUCAGCAUUGAAUUUAAGAUAAAAUAAAUCCUCGGCACAACCAAACACCCAAAUACACCCACACACAUACAUUCACUCUUUUUCUCGGAUUUUGUGAUUUUAAAAUGAAUAAAAAAACAGAAAGAAAAUGGAAAACGUUUUUAGUAGAAAUUUAAGCAAGUAAUUGAGAGAAAGAAAAAAGACAGAAAGGAAACAAAUAUAAGCAACAUAAACAUGGAAAAUGACAUUUAUACGAAAGCAAGCAUCUAUGUAAAUACUUCGUUACACACUACAGACACACACACACACACUCACAUAAAUCAUAUCUCUCGAAAUCAAUGUAUGUUCUUGAAUACAGUACAGCAAACGUACUCUAUCAACCACAAAAAAAAGACUCUCUAUUCGAUGUGGAUUUUGUGUUAUGUCAAUUUGGUAUAGUCGACAGAAGAGAUAUCGGGAGGAUUUUUUUUAGCCAUCACAUACAUAUACACUGUUCGUUUCGAAUGAUGAAUCGAUUCGAAAUUUUAUUGACAUGGCAAUAAAUUCAAUUUGUAUGCUGAAAACCAUUCCAUUUCCUAACAAGUUAUAAAUUGACUUUAUUUAAAUGUCCCAUUCCCAAAUACAUAAGACGAUAUAGCCACAUUUGAAAGGUUACGUAGCCACUUUUAAAGGGUUAUCUAUAUGAAAUGUAUGAGAAAUGGACACUUUAUAACUCUUCUUCUUUUUUUUUAAUUCGUCUUCAUUUCCCUCCCAAAGACAAUUUUAAUUGAACCAAUUCAUUAUGUAUUAAUAUUGAUGAUGACAAAUAUAUAUUUACCGUAAGUUGUAACACAUAGAUAUUGAAUAAUUGAACGAAUAAUAAAGACAUACAGACAUAAGAAUAGUCGAAUGUAGUAGAAAA